This is a messenger RNA of Cornus florida, 1286 nucleotides long. RefSeq lists its product as uncharacterized. The transcript is spliced from 2 exons. Gene Ontology annotation, cellular component: endoplasmic reticulum membrane; endoplasmic reticulum. Bases 636 to 1130 code for a protein of 164 amino acids. NCBI's taxonomy places the organism in Eukaryota, Viridiplantae, Streptophyta, Magnoliopsida, Cornales, Cornaceae. The record is from RefSeq and is a predicted model, not a curated record. Gene Ontology annotation, biological process: intracellular protein transport; endoplasmic reticulum to Golgi vesicle-mediated transport.
UAGAGGGAUUGUCUCUUAACCUUUACAGUAUCUUACUACGUAUGAAACGAGCAAAAGGGAAUUGGGCCGAGGUCCAACCUUUUCCUCCCUAGAUAGUGGGUCAUAGUAGCCCAACAGAGCGACAAAACUUAGAAGUGAGAGAGGAUGGGCUGUUCUGCAUCUGUUGCCUUUGCAACCAGAUCAUCUUCAAAUUAAAAGCGAAAGCAAAUAUAUGUUACAAAAAAAGAGUAAGAAUUGAAUUAAAUUGUAUUAAAAAAAUAAGUUCAAGAUAAAAGAAGAUAGUGUGAUAAUAAUUAAGAAUAUUGCUAUCUAGAACGUACUAUCGUUUAAAAUACAUUCUAAAAUGAUAAAGCUCCAUGAAAAAAAGAAAAAAAAGAAAAGAAAAAAAAGAUGGUAUCUAGAAGGGCAGUGAAGGGAGUCAUUCCUUAACCAAAGUAGAAGUUUUAGAAUAGGUGUUGGAAGUUUGGAUGGAGAUACAAAAGUGAAAGAAAGUAGUUGCCUUUCGUAAUUGCUCUACCAUUCUUUCCUCUCUUCUUUUCUAUUGCCAUACAUUUCCAUAUCAAUGCUCUUUGAUUAUUAGCACCAUCCUGUCCUAGACUCAAAAAGAUAUAGUGUUUGGGGUCAAGUCGAGAAAGAUGAUACAACUUCUGUUUACACUCGUAUUCUCUGAAAUGGUUCUCAUUCUGACCCUUUUAUUUAGAACCCCUCUCAGGAAUGUUUUGAUCAUGGGUUUGGAUAGGGUGAAGCAGGGGAGGGGUCCUGUAAUGGCACAGACCGUAGCCGGUACUUUGAUUGUGGUUUUAGCCUCCAGCUUAUAUAGUUUACUCAAAAUCCAGAAACGUACUAUGGAUGGUGCUCCAAUUAAUCCAACCGAUCAGAUUCUUCAAGCAAAUCAUCUUCUCGAAGCGUCGCUUAUGGGAUUUUCCCUAUUUCUUGCGGGGAUGAUAGAUAGACUACACUAUUAUAUCAAAGAGCUACAUGUGCUAAGAAAGAGUUUGGAGGACAUGAAAAACAGAGGAAUGGAUGCUUUUGAGAAAGAAAUUCCUGCAGUGAAGACUAAGAACAAGCAACCCGAAUCAGAAUCCAAGAGGGAGAUGAAGGAAGCAAAACCCAAAGCUGUCAAAGGGUGAAAUCAACAACACAUGAAGGGAUCGGAACAUGGAUGAUUAAAUAAAUCAUAUGUCACUUGUAUAUUUCUAUGUAUAUACAUAAUACUUACUCUAUUGUGUUUGGUAUGAAUUUUUAAAAGAAAAUAAAGAAAACAGAGGGAUUUGGAAGGAAACAAA